This is a messenger RNA of Uloborus diversus, 1033 nucleotides long. It is a transcript of the gene nero, whose product is annotated as deoxyhypusine hydroxylase-like. Gene Ontology annotation, biological process: peptidyl-hypusine biosynthetic process. Lineage: Eukaryota; Metazoa; Arthropoda; Arachnida; Araneae; Uloboridae. Bases 71 to 991 code for a protein of 306 amino acids. The transcript has a single exon. Gene Ontology annotation, molecular function: deoxyhypusine monooxygenase activity. The record is from RefSeq and is a predicted model, not a curated record.
GGAAAAAAAAUCGUAUUCUUUCUUGAAUAUAAAAGGAUCUACGAAACCACGAUCUUGCUUAAGUUUUGCCAUGAAUGAUUUGAUGAAGAAUAAAAACUACGUAAUUGAACAAAUAGGGAACAUAUUAGUUGAUCAAACUAGACCUAUGAAGGAGAGAUUUCGAGCGUUAUUUACUCUGAAAAAUAUUGGUGGUGAAACCUCAAUACAUUGCAUCGAAAGGUGCUUCGACGACCCUUCAGUGCUUUUAAAACACGAAUGUGCGUACUGCCUUGGGCAAAUGGGAGAUUCUUUUGCAGUCCCUAAACUUGAAUCGAUUUUGAAGAAUACUGCAGAAGAUCCUAUCGUGCGACAUGAAGCAGGAGAAGCUCUAGCUGCGAUUGGGAAGGAAAGUAGCCUGGAAAUUCUUCAAAAUUACAUCGACGAUCCUUGUGUUGAAGUUUCAGAAACAUGUCAGCUUGCUGUUCAAAAAAUGAAGCACAAUACUUUUAUGGAAUCGAAAGUUUCUAGAAACCCUUACUAUUCAGUCGACCCGGCACCCCCUUAUCCUUUGGACCAGUACAGCACUACAGAACUUGAAUCCAUUCUUCUGGAUGAAAAUCGUUCACUUUAUGAUCGGUAUCGUGCUAUGUUUAGUCUGAGAAAUAUGGAAUCCAACAGUGCAGCUCUAUCCCUUGCCAAAGGACUUGAUUGCGGAAGUGCGCUAUAUCGUCAUGAAAUUGCAUAUAUUUUAGGGCAAAUGCAGAAAGAAAAUACUGUGCAACAACUUGCUAAGCUGCUCUGUGAUGAAACUCAACAUGAAAUGGUGCGUCAUGAAUGUGCUGAAGCAUUGGGAUCAAUUGCCACAGAAGAAUGCAUGGAAAUUUUAGCUCGCUAUCUCACAGAUGAAAGAACUGUUGUCAGGGAGAGUUGUGAAGUGGCACUGGACAUGUGUGAUUAUGAAAAUAACAAGGAGUUUCAGUAUGCUAAUGCUUUAUUGAAGAUUUCUUCUUGAUAAUGUAUUCAUUUGUGUAAUUGCUAAAAGAAAAUAUAUGAG